Sebastes umbrosus (honeycomb rockfish) is the source of this 1843-nucleotide messenger RNA. RefSeq lists its product as uncharacterized. Bases 108 to 1439 code for a protein of 443 amino acids. Gene Ontology annotation, cellular component: nucleus. Gene Ontology annotation, biological process: regulation of gene expression. The record is from RefSeq and is a predicted model, not a curated record. The transcript has 12 exons. Gene Ontology annotation, molecular function: DNA binding; POU domain binding. NCBI's taxonomy places the organism in Eukaryota, Metazoa, Chordata, Actinopteri, Perciformes, Sebastidae.
UUGCCAGAUCUGAUGCACACACAGGUGGAAACCUGGACAAACAGGUGUGUGACUCAGUAGAGCACUGAGCUGUAGCUUGGCUCGGUCCUGGUGAAGGUGUUAUAAAGAUGGGAGGACGGUGUAAGCGAGAGGAGCCCAGAGAAAGCUGUGAUGAAACAGCAGCAGACGUCGGCGGGCUCUCUCCUCUGGGAGGGGAAACCAGGACGGGCUUGGCCGAGCAGCACACACCUGUUCCAGGGUUGACUGGCCAGGAUGAGGGCAGCGGUCCAAAAGGUGCAAGAUGUUCCAUUUACGGUGGUGACAAGGUCUACCUCGGGGUCCGUGUCAAAAUGCCAGUAAAGGAUCUACUGAGAAAAAUCCGCAUAGCUCAAGGCUGCAAACCUCAAGAUUUUAAGGAGAUACGUGGCAAGACAGGCAAAGGAGACAAGCAACGAGUCAAAACUCGCACAGGACGGAGAACUACCAAGAGAAAACUUUCCACAAAAAGCCUGGAGGAGCUGGCAAUCAUCGUUGAGGUGCUGGAGGAGGAUCUCAGGACCGGCAACACCUGCCGCUCCCCUCCCCAGUCUUUGUCCUCCUCCAACCCUUCAGUGUCUCCUGAGUGGUCCCCAGCUGUUUCAGAGUACAACAGUGACGAGUCUGAUGAAAUGAUCCCCAGCCCCCAGUCCUACAUGACCUACUCACCAGGCACAGCAGAGUACCAGCAGGCCAUGUCCCCUCCUGGCUUCACGCACACCGGCCUCCAGCCUCCCAGCGUCGAAAACAUCGGGAGAGUUGGUGGAAGAGGGGGGGAGUGGGGCGACCCCCAGAACCACGACUGGAACAUGAACAACUCUGCUUUCUUCUGGGCACAGCUUCAGAGAGAGGAGAGCCAGCUCAGGGACUUGUCUGACGCUGUACUGCUGGCCACCGACGGACACGGCAAGACAGCUCUCCAUAAAGUGGCGUGUGUCGGGAAGAGGGCUCUGGGCUACGCCAUCGCGAAAAGGAUGGCCGCGCUCAACAGCCUGGACCUCAAAGAUUCUGAUGGAAUGACCGCCCUCCUCUAUGCAGCAAAGCACAACCACCACCUGAUGGUAGCAGAUCUGAUCCUUCUGGGGGCCAACGUCAAUGACACCAACAAAUCAGGAAAGACCUGCCUCCACCUCAGUGCUGAGAAAGGCUACAUCAGAGUCUUGGAGGUUCUAAAACACACGAUGAUGGACGGUGUGUAUGUUGACGUUGAAGCCACUGAUAACUCUGGAAUGAGCGUCCUCCAGUGUGCUUCUGUGGCUCUGAAAGCCACAGUACGUAAACUGGAAUGCAGUAAAUCCCCAAAUCACACCAGACUCCACACGCUCCGCCAAGGGCAGAUGAUGGAGACACUGGAGUGUCUGCUGCAGAUGGGCAGCUACCUUCAUACCAUGGGGAGCCUGAGUAUGCAACCUAGGAUGGGUUGACCUCUGGCACUUCCGCCCGGCAGGGCUUUUUGGAGACCCGACAGUAAUGUUCUGAGUUGGUUCCGGCUUGAGCUCACAUGGAGAGAGAGAUACCACAAUCAGUGGAGUUUCUUUUCUCUCUAAGUUUGGGUUCAGGCCUAGUUAUGUAAAGCAUCUGGGGUUUUGUGUGUGGUAAAAAUGCCUGACUUGCAAUCAGGUAUUUAUUGUAACCCGCACAGAAACGCUAGGUGCCCAUUGGAUGGUUUCUGUGAAACUUCCAUUGUUUGUUACAUUAGAGUAACAAGUUGUCCUCAGUUAGUGUGUCUGUGGAGAUCGAGAUGUAAAAUCCUAUGAGAAUUUUUUUUUUUAAAUAUUAUAUGAUAUGCCAGUUUUAAGGGGCCAGUAGUGUUUUAAAAGCCUGGCCC